Molecule: messenger RNA, 1303 nt
Organism: Fomitiporia mediterranea MF3/22
Lineage: Eukaryota; Fungi; Basidiomycota; Agaricomycetes; Hymenochaetales; Hymenochaetaceae
Product: aquaporin-like protein
Exons: 8
Coding region: 194-1222 (342 amino acids)
Biological process (GO): water transport; glycerol transmembrane transport
Cellular component (GO): plasma membrane
Molecular function (GO): water channel activity; glycerol channel activity
Source: RefSeq, a predicted model, not a curated record
CCAUCAAUAUGCUUUUCUGCCUUUAAAAGAUUACAGUAGAUCUAACCCUUUCAUACCAUGCUGUAACUGUAUAUAAAAGAGCGAAGUAGUGCAUGGUAUCCAUCGUUUGAGUUUCAGGCCCCUCGUCCUUGCUCUUCCCCUUCCCUACCUUCUCUAUUACCUUCCUCGCCUUCCUCUCCCUUUGUGGACGACAAUGCACGCCGAACCGCCCAAAUUCAUCCACAUCGCCGAUGUCGUCCCGCGUCCAGCAGCUCUCAAAGCAUGGGAGAGACAACGACAUAGACGUGCUCACUGGUUAGUAGAAUGCAUGGCUGAGUUCAUGGGCGUCUUCAUAUAUUGCUACGCCGGUGUCGGGUCAACAGCUUCUAUGGUCGUCGGGACCCUCGCCGAACAACCAUUCUUAGGAUCGCUCCUGCAAGUUGGUAUCGCGUACGCGGUGGGCAUCGUGCUCGCCCUGACCAUCUGCGCGUCGACGUCGGGCGGCCAUCUAAAUCCAUGCGUUACCAUUGCCUUUUGUGUGUUCAAGAGAUUCCCGUGGAAGAAAGCACCUCAGUACAUCAUCUCUCAGAUCCUCGGUGCCUACGUCGCGUGUCUUAUUGUAUACUUGCAAUGGCGGACAAAUAUCCUUCAAGUCGAAGAAUUAUUAGCCGCAGCGGGCAAGCUCGAUGCGAUUCAGUUCACGCCAAACGGGCCAGCGGGGAUCAUCGGUCUAUACACGUUGCCUAAUGCGAAUCUUGGAGUCGUAUGGGCAAACGAAUUCUUCGCUGACUUCUUCCUAGGCCUAGCAAUCUGGGGCUGCAUCGACCCCUCCAACUUCUUCUGCCCACCCCAUCUUGUACCCUACACAGUCGGCCUCGCCUAUGCCGUCGUCAUCUGGGGCUUCGCUCCCAACGCACUCGCUGCAAAUUCAGCGCGAGACGUCGGCGGACGUCUCGCAGCUCUAACUCUCUGGGGAAAGGACGCUUCGGGAGGGAAUUAUGCUGCUAUUGCGGCACUUACGAAUAUCCCUGCUAUGUUAUUAGCUGCUUUGUUUUAUGAGAUAUUCUUCCAUGAUUCUAGUCGGGUUCUUCCCCCUGCACAGAGAGAUUUCUUGUUUGGCCACAAGGCACACGAAGAGCACAGGGACAACGCGCAUGGCGUUCGCGCUGGUGCCAAUCAAGCCCUCUCGGAUUCGGGUUCCUCGCACGAGGCAGAUAAGGGGUAUGCUGUGCACAAUGCUUGAAGCUCUGCACUAUCUUGCAGUUCUCUGUUGAUAUCCUUCUUUCCUUGGUCCUGGUCGAAUGUUAAAUGUGUAUUUGUUAAU